Molecule: messenger RNA, 2570 nt
Organism: Wallemia mellicola CBS 633.66
Lineage: Eukaryota; Fungi; Basidiomycota; Wallemiomycetes; Wallemiales; Wallemiaceae
Product: LIM-domain-containing protein
Exons: 7
Coding region: 1-927 (308 amino acids)
Biological process (GO): cell-cell adhesion; cell-cell junction organization; positive regulation of substrate adhesion-dependent cell spreading
Cellular component (GO): cell-cell junction; focal adhesion; cytoplasm
Source: RefSeq, a predicted model, not a curated record
AUGAGGCAAUUACCUAUGACACCAAAUGCGAGGCCACCGCUACCAACCCCUCCUACAUCGACGCCUAUUGACGCGUCAAAGAUGUUACCUUCACCACCGAAAGCUGAUCCCUACAUUUUACCGAAAUCGUCUACUUUGCCAUCGAUACCUGGUUCAAGUAGGCCACCUCUACCGACUAUACCAAAUGUUGGAUCCCCUCCACCUCCAAUUCCUUUGAAAUCGCCUAAACUUCCUUCUACUCCAUUAUCAAGCACGUCCUCAAAGCCAAUUUCAAAGUUAACUUCAACUUAUCCAGAAAAAUCCUUAGUCUUGGGCUUAUCGACUUGCAAUGGUUGUCAAAAGGUCGUCGUCGAAGGUCGUGUCGUCAAUGCUAUGAACGCCCAUUGGCAUCCAGAAUGUUUCAACUGUGCAUACUGUGGAGAAGCACUCGAGCACGUAGAAUACUUUGAACAUGAAGGCAAACCAUAUUGUCAUUUAGAUUAUCAUGAGCAUUUUUCACCAUACUGUUUUCAUUGUCAAACACCAAUUCUUGAGACAAAUUUCAUCACAAUUGAUGAUGAUGCAUUCACGGAAUCGAAUGGUCCAAGUCGACGACUGUACCAUCUCAAUCACUUUUUUUGCGUACAAUGCGGUGAUCCUUUCUUGGAUCCAUCAAAUGAAUUCAAAACGCUCGAUAAACCUUAUACAAUGUACAAAGGACAUCCCUACUGUGAAAGUUGCCAUAAUAGUUUACACAAACCAAAAUGCAAAUCAUGUGGAAAAUCUGUUAUUGAAGAUGCCGUUGAUGCAUUAGGCGGUCUUUUCCAUCUUCAAUGCUUCGUUUGUGAGGGUUGUCAAUUACCCUUUAAUGAUCAUGCAUUCUUCGAGCAAGUUGGAAAACCUUGGUGUGAGACAUGCUUUGACAUUUUAAUUCGUAAUCUCGUGUAAGGUUAUUCUGACUAAGAUGAUGGAUGUUUCACUUUCAUUGAUCCUUCUUGUAUUUUAUAAAACAUAGUAUACACGUACAUACCCUUAUCCUUGAAAUGAAUUUAUGUCAUAUUCAUACACAAUAUCAUUUUAUGAUUAUCAUUCUAGUAUUUACUAAAUAUUCUCCUGUUGCCUAAGAAACGACCUAGUAUGACUAUAAGACUAGCUGUAAGGCAAGUUCCACCUAUAUAAAAUUCUCCAGGUUUAUACGCAUUAGCACCUGCUGCUACGCCUCCAAGCUUUUCAAGCAGCAGACCACUAACAAAUGAUCCUAAGAAGUAACCAGGACUUGAACAGAUUUCAAAAAGAAUAAUACCAGCAUGAAUUCUGUAUGUUUCGAUUGAUUGACCAAUACAUGGUACUUGUAAACUGAAAACACCUCCACAACCAAUUCCAACGAGUGCGACUACUACUGACAAUGGUCCUAUUGACGUUGCAAAUGGCCAAACAAGUAAAGCACCAAUUCCUGAUAUAAAAUAACUUAAAAUAAGUGAAUUUAUAUUUCCGCAUCUAUCUGCUAAUGCACCGAGAGCUAAUCUACCAGCUGCUGAAGCUAAAUUAUAUCCAACGCUAAAAGAAGCACCCUGUGAAUCUGAUAAUUCAAGACUUCUAGCGUAUGUUGGAAGGAUUGUUGGAAAUGCAAAGAAUGGCCAUGAAGCAAAGAUUUGAGCAAUAAUAAUGCAAAGAAAGAGUCUAGUUUUGAAAGCAUACUUCAUAUCUUGCCAAAGUGAAGGUCGAGGGGGAUCUUCUAUUCCAACUUUAAGCAUUAAGGAAGAGGGUAUCGUAAAGACAAGUGAUAUAAUGCCAACAAUACGUAAAGACCAGGCUAAACCGAGCUCCUGAGUAAGGUGAACGGAUGCCAAACUUAGAACUGCACCACCAAUGCCACCUCCCGCUGAAUUUAUACCACAGGCGAGUGCUCUCCGCUUAUCAAACCAAGUCGCAGGUAAACCAGUUACACUGAUAAGGCAGCAAGCUAAACCUAUUCCUACGACUAAUCCUUGUGUAGCGAACAAACCAGGCAUAUUGGUCGUAGUGAAACUUGAUGCGAUCUGACCCAGGCCUAAGAGGAUUGAUCCAGUGAGAGCUACAUGCUUAUGAGAGGUGUAAUCGAUUGCCAACAUUGCUGGAACAGAUAUAAGUGCCAUUAUACCUGUAGCGAGUCCACUAACAAAGGCCAAUUUCCAAGUAGGUGCAACGCCUUGCUUUUCGAGCUCGGAUUGAUAGACGCCAAAACUGUAAACCUGACCAAGAUAAAAGAAAUUUAUAGUAGUACAGGCAGCGAGGACCAGCCAACCCUCGCCGCCAUCAGGAUAUACAGACUUGUUGUGUAAGUUAUCGAGACGUUGAUCUAGAUUGUAGAAACGACUGUCCAAAUCAUUGAUGGAUAAGCCACUGUCAUUAUGUUUAUGUAAGAUCAAGUUGUCAACUGAGCCUGCGUCUGUAUCAAUUGAAGUCCUGGAGCUGUUAGGAGAAUGAUCUAGAGAGUCUCUAGACGACAGCCUAAUCAUAUUGUCUGGCAUAUCGUAGUAAUGGUGGUACUAUUUACUUCAGUUAAUCCUCAUUUCUAUUACAUUCCAGAUGACCUUUGAAGAUUUAGUGAC